CAUCAUUCAUGGGUUAAAAACUCAAACUUAAUUCAACUUAACUAAAACAUAAACCCCCUAAACCUAAUUUGAAAUCGAAACCUAACAUAUAGGAUCCAAUUCCAAGAGAAGUAGAAAAGACUUAAUUGGCAUCUUUUACCUCAAUUCCGCACAUACGUUGCAUCUUCCACUAGGCAGCUCUUGGAGGAUCUCAAAGGGUCUCAUACUCUUAACCCCUCGAUGAUUCCCAAGUUGCCAUUAACCCUUUCAUAACUUUCAAUUGUUAAUUUGCCUUAAACUAUAAAUUAAGCCUCCAAAUCUAAUUAUUGUUCCUCCCCAUUUGCAGUUUGAUUUCAUUUUGUCUUGUUUAUAUAGGACCCAACAAACAUAUAGUAUUAAACAGCACCAGUAUUGUAUUGUAAAGAACAAUGGCAACUUUUUCUUCACCUCAUUAUGCUUCUUCCUUUUACUCUUCAUCAUAUUCAUCUUCUUCAUCAUCUAAAUCUCGAAAUGGGAAUCUUGAAUUGGUCCAAUUUUCUUUGAAUUCAAAAAAAUCUACCCAGAAAAUAGCAGUAUCUAAACAACAAUCUAGAAGAAACCCAAAUUCUAAUGUUGUUCUUAUGCAAGAUGGUGUAGUUGCCACAAAAGGAACUCCUGUUGAAAAUGAGAUUAAAUCAUUGAAGACAUUGAAAGAUGGAAUAUUAUCAGUCACAUCUUCUCAGGAAAACAAUGAUUUGUCUGGGUUUGAUUUAAGGAAGGAUGAGUCAACUGUCAGCAUCACAGUUGUUGGGGCUUCAGGGGACCUGGCAAAGAAGAAGAUAUUUCCUGCACUUUUUGCUCUUUAUUAUGAAGAUUGCUUGCCUAAGCACUUCACUAUAUAUGGUUAUGCUAGGAGUAAGAUGACUGAUGAUGAACUCAGAACCAUGGUUAGCAAGACACUUACAUGCCGAAUUGACAAGAGGGAAAACUGUGAUGAAAAGAUGGAUGAGUUUCUUAAGAGGUGUUUUUACCAGUCCGGUCAGUAUGAUUCUAGGGAAAACUUUGCGGAGCUAGACAAGAAGCUCAGGCAACAUGAGGCUGGGAGGGUUGCUAAUCGCCUAUUCUAUUUGUCGAUCCCACCAAACAUUUUCAUAGAUGCAGUGAAGUGUGCUAGUUUGUCAGCAUCCUCAACAAACGGGUGGACUCGGGUAAUUGUAGAGAAACCAUUUGGUAGGGACUCGGAAUCCUCAGCUGCUUUGACUAAAGGACUGAAGCAGUACUUGAAGGAGGAUCAGAUUUUUAGGAUAGAUCACUAUCUUGGAAAGGAACUCGUGGAAAACUUAUCCGUUCUUCGCUUCUCCAAUCUCAUCUUUGAACCCUUGUGGUCAAGACAGUACAUAAGAAAUGUACAGCUAAUAUUUUCCGAGGAUUUUGGCACUGAAGGACGUGGCGGGUACUUCGAUCAUUAUGGGAUAAUUAGAGAUAUAAUGCAGAAUCAUUUGCUGCAAAUAUUGGCUCUCUUUGCCAUGGAAACUCCUGUUAGCUUGGACGCAGAAGAUAUCAGAAAUGAAAAGGUGAAAGUUCUUCGGUCAAUGAGGCCACUGAAACUUGAUGAUGUGGUAAUAGGACAAUACAAGAGCCACACUAGAGGAGGUGUUACAUACCCGGGUUACACCGAAGAUAAGACCGUACCAAAAGACAGCUUAACGCCGACAUUUGCUGCAGCUGCCCUAUUUAUAGAUAAUGCUAGAUGGGAUGGUGUGCCGUUCUUGAUGAAGGCUGGGAAAGCACUGCAUGAUAGGAGGGCGGAGAUAAGAGUUCAAUUUAGGCAUGUUCCUGGAAAUUUGUAUGACAGAAAUUUCGGGGCAAAUCUUGAUCAGUCGACAAAUGAGCUUGUCAUCCGAGUGCAGCCUGAUGAAGCUAUUUAUUUAAAGAUUAAUAACAAAGUUCCUGGUUUGGGAAUGAGAUUAGACCGCAGCACGCUCAAUCUUCAUUAUGCGGCAAGGUAUGCAAAGGAGAUUCCAGAUGCAUAUGAGAGGCUUCUACUUGAUGCAAUAGAAGGAGAAAGGAGGCUGUUUAUCCGCAGUGAUGAACUCGAUGCUGCUUGGGCACUCUUCACACCGCUUCUAAAAGAGCUAGAACAGAAGAAGGUGAAUCCAGAAUAUUAUCCUUACGGAAGUAGAGGUCCUGUAGGGGCACACUAUCUCGCUGCCAGACAUAACGUCCGAUGGGGUGAUCUUGGCUUAGAGAAGUGAGUCCGAUCCUUUGGGGAUGUCGGGAAAAUACAUCACUGUUUAUUCAAUAACGCAUCAAGGAAAUCAUUUGUUAGACUAAAUAGGAUAUAUAAUUGAAGCACAGAUGCUUCAGUGAAACGGAGCUCCAAUCAACCUUUGAUUAUUCCUCCAUUUAGUCCAUAUUGGGUGAUCGAUUGUGGACGACUUGCCCGAUUCUUUGUUGUACAAAGCAUUUGGGAUUCUGGGUUUCCCUUGAAGCACACACUAUUCUCUCCGAGGGAUUACUUCUGCGGGAUUGUGUGAGGUCGUUUCACACUGUUAUUUAUCGUAUGUGCAAAAUCUUUAGAUGUACGAAGACUUGUUUGCUAACAAUUUAAUGAAAAGAAUGAUCUUGCGUUGCUUUCAA
Messenger RNA from Amaranthus tricolor (Joseph's coat), 2598 nucleotides. Its product is annotated as glucose-6-phosphate 1-dehydrogenase, chloroplastic-like. Gene Ontology annotation, biological process: glucose metabolic process; pentose-phosphate shunt, oxidative branch. The record is from RefSeq and is a predicted model, not a curated record. The transcript is spliced from 10 exons. Gene Ontology annotation, cellular component: chloroplast stroma. Gene Ontology annotation, molecular function: glucose-6-phosphate dehydrogenase activity; NADP binding. Lineage: Eukaryota; Viridiplantae; Streptophyta; Magnoliopsida; Caryophyllales; Amaranthaceae. Bases 408 to 2213 code for a protein of 601 amino acids.